Molecule: messenger RNA, 1700 nt
Organism: Polypterus senegalus (gray bichir)
Lineage: Eukaryota; Metazoa; Chordata; Cladistia; Polypteriformes; Polypteridae
Product: sialic acid synthase-like
Exons: 6
Coding region: 104-1171 (355 amino acids)
Biological process (GO): carbohydrate biosynthetic process
Molecular function (GO): N-acylneuraminate-9-phosphate synthase activity
Source: RefSeq, a predicted model, not a curated record
CGGUCUUUGUGACACGGCGAAGCUCACUACAAUACUUUCAUUGAUCAUUUCACUAAUUCGCGGUUACACUUUUUUUUCUUUCUUUUUUUUUCUAAGUGACGCCAUGCCUCUCACAUUCGAGCUGUGUCCUGGCAGAAUGGUCGGGGGGGAUCACCCCUGCUUCAUUAUUGCUGAAAUAGGGCAGAAUCACCAGGGCGACAUUGAGAUUGCCAAGAAAAUGAUUCGCAUGGCGAAGGAGUGUGGUGCUGAUUGUGCCAAGCUGCAGAAGAGCGAAUUGGCGUGUAGGUUCAACAAAGAGGCAUUGCUGCGACCUUACACCUCAGAACACUCUUGGGGAGCAACCUAUGGAGAUCACAAGCAACACCUGGAGUUCAGUCAUGAACAGUACCAGGAACUGCAGAAGUACGCCAAGGAGAUUGGCAUCUUCUUCACUGCAUCAGGGAUGGAUGAGAUGGCAGUCGAGUUUCUUCAUGAGCUCAACGUUCCAUUUUUUAAAGUUGCAUCUGCAGAUUCCAACAACUUGCCAUACCUUGAAAAAACUGCAAAAAAAGGUCGUCCCAUGGUGAUUUCCAGUGGGAUGCAGUCAAUGGACACCAUGCGACGUGUUUACAAGACAGUAAAAGCGCACAACUCAAGAUUUUGUUUCCUGCAGUGCACCAGUGCUUAUCCUCUGAAGCCAGAAGAAGUUAAUCUGCGUGUCAUACUGGAAUUUCAAAAGGAGUUUCCUGAUAUUCCCAUUGGCUACUCGGGUCAUGAGACUGGUAUAUUUAUCACAGUGGCUGCAGUUGCAAUGGGAGCCAAAGUUGUUGAACGUCAUGUUACUCUGGACAAGUGUUGGAAAGGAAGUGACCACAAGGCCUCCUUAGAACCUAAGGAACUGGCAGAGCUGGUGAAGGCGAUCAGGACUGUGGAGGCAGCCAUGGGCUCCCCAGUCAAAAACAUGCUUCCCUGUGAGAUGUCCUGUCACAGCAAGCUGGGCAAAUCUGUGGUGGCAAAGGGACCGAUUCCCAAAGGCUCUACCCUGACGCUUGAUAUGCUGACAGUGAAAGUGGCUGAGCCUAAAGGUAUCCCGCCAGAGGAGAUUUUCAGCUUGGUGGACAAAAAAGUGAAGAGAGACAUUGAAGAGGAUGCCACCCUGAUGAAAGAAGCUUUGGAAAAUUAUGGAAAGUAAAACAAACUAUUUUAAAGUGUUGUGGACAAUUUUGCAAUUUAUUUUUAGCCAGGAAUAUAGACUAUAAGCUACCUAUUUAAAAAGAAAAAAGAUCAUUUUAAUUUUUUGAUUUUUGUAAUUUGCUGGAAUAUUAUUCAAGGCAGAACUGCAAAUGUAAGUGAUGAGCAGCCCAAAACAUAAACCAAAGGUUUGGCAUGUCAGGAUGGCUGUAUUGGUUAAUGCCAAGUUCUCAGGGAUGUACUCACUCAUUAAAACUACAAAUUCAAGCACUGGAGUUUCCAGUUAUGGUGACACAGCCAUCAGUGCUUCUGCCCUUCUGCUGCAGAGACUGGAGUUUAGUUUCUCUGGGUUUAGUUCCUAGUCCAGGCACCAUAUAUGGAGAAUUUGUUCCUUCUGCCUUAGUUUGUGUAGUUUCUUCUCAGCAUCGCAAAGACUGCUGACAGUGUGGUUGUGUGCGAGUAUACUAUAUUAUGUAUUAUUAUUAUUAUUAUUAUUAAUAUUAUUAUUAUUAUUACUACUACUAGGGGGC